Aethina tumida (small hive beetle) is the source of this 1223-nucleotide messenger RNA. RefSeq lists its product as uncharacterized. The transcript has 8 exons. The record is from RefSeq and is a predicted model, not a curated record. Lineage: Eukaryota; Metazoa; Arthropoda; Insecta; Coleoptera; Nitidulidae. Bases 113 to 1051 code for a protein of 312 amino acids.
GACAUUUUUGUCUGAUGUGUCUGUCAGUCAUGUAAAAUGUAUUAAAUUAUGUUGUGAUUUAAAUAGUGAAAUUUCCUUUAUGAUUUGAUACAAGCUCUUGGAGAACAUCACAAUGUCCUUCUUCAAGCAAUUCCUUGUCGGGGCACUACCAAAAUACGCGAGACUUAUCGGUAAAGGAAUAACCAACAUCACUGGCUCAAGAACGGACAAUUUAAAGCGGCGUCAAUUACCUUACUCUUCAUCUAGUAGUCGGAUGAAAAGCGUGCCCUACCGAAAACGCCGAAUACCUCCAAAGAGAGCAAUCCAACAAAUUUUCAAUCCUGAGAACACUUUCAGUCUGGAUAUAUUCAAAUAUGAUCAAAAAAUUGGCAGAGCUCUUAUUACAUAUGAAAUAGACGAUGAAACGAUAAGAAAUGAAUUCGCAGAAUGGAAGAAAAACUUCCAGUGGCCAGAAUGCAAAGGUGACAAUGAUCAGGUGGAUCGUAAUAUCAAUGCAACGAUGGAAAACGUGUCGGAAGAAAAGGCUGUUUCAGACGACAGUAAGACAGUAAUUGAAAAUGAAAUUGAGAAGCCAACCAUGCUAAGAGAGAGCCCACAAGAUUUUAAGAGGAGGAAACAAAUAAAAACUGCACAAGGAAGUUAUAGCAAAACUAAUGAACUAAUUUCAAAAAAGAAACUCUUUGACGUACAAAAGAAUGAUACAAAAAAAGCGCAUUGCAGUUUUUGUGCCAAUGUGGGUAUAUCAACUACUCAGUGUAGAAAAUAUAAUGAUAAUCAGUUCUCAGAGGUUCUUCCAGAGCUUUGUUAUAAGUUUAAUGUUCUGAGCAAAAACGAUUCAAGUUAUGAAGAUGCAUAUUUAAACACCUACCGAGGUAGAAUAAAUGUGGACACAACGAGCAGACGCUACUGUUACGACGACCAAAGAAUUAUUAAUUCGUGGCAACAAUUUUUCCUCAUGGAGAACGACAGCAAACAAAUAAAACAACAGCUUACGCAGCAGUCUAACGAGGAGAAUGCCUCAAAAUAUACGAAAAACUAUUUAGAUUUCUGAAUGGACCCGGUAGGGGACAAGUGUAUAAACGAUAUAGAUGACCACCAAAAUUUUUAAAUAUUUACGUUAAAAUCCAUUUAACUUUCUUACAAAUUAUCCAAUUUUUCAUAACAUUAUUUGCUCACUUCAUUUGUUCAUCUAAUAUAUACAUCAAAUAAAUGUCAUAAAGGAA